This is a messenger RNA of Drosophila serrata, 1392 nucleotides long. RefSeq names its product ubiquitin-conjugating enzyme E2Q-like protein CG4502. The record is from RefSeq and is a predicted model, not a curated record. Lineage: Eukaryota; Metazoa; Arthropoda; Insecta; Diptera; Drosophilidae.
CCUUUUCCCUUUUCAGGCUUAAGUCAUAACCAAAAACCACAAAACAAUUUAAUGAAAUAAGACUGAACAACCACGACGCCCCACACAAUAACUUGUAAACUAUAGGAAUUCAAACAAGCCACCACCGCUCAAACUUAACUCUAAACCACAAAUAAACAAAAAACGAAGCACAAGAAAUAUACUAAGAGUAAUUGACAAGGAGAUAGACCAAGCCCAAAGCCAAUAAUAACGCUAACAAAGAUGUCAUCGCGUUCCAAGGAGAGAGUUGUCACGGCAUUCCGCAAAAUCUUCCACAAGUCCAGCAACAACAACAAUAAUAAUAAUAAUAAUAACAACCAUAAUAAUAAUAAUAACAAUGACAAAAUUGAUGGUGCUACUGGAAGCAAUCCGAAUAUAACCAAUAAUAACCAUGAGGCUGCAGCGGCAGCUCCUUCAGCCGGCGGCGCAGGAGCAAUGGGUGGCGGUGCUAUGGGCGGAGGAGGAUCAGGAUCUGGAUCCGGAGCUGCUGCCUCCAAAAAUGCUGUGGUGCGAAUGGCAGCCGAACAGGCCGUUUGGGACUCACCAGGCAAGCGGCGACGACAAGAUCACAAGGUGGCGCCGACAACGGGACGCCAUCUGGUAGCCGCGCCGGAUCAAACGAUCCGUUCGCGGCGCCUCAUGAAGGAGUACCGUGAAAUGGAGCGGCUCCAAUCCAAGAACGAUGCCGUCUUCACAGUGGAACUCGUCAAUGACAACCUGUUUGAGUGGCAUGUCCGCCUUCAUGUGAUAGAUCCCGACUCACCACUUGCCCGGGAUAUGGUUGAGAUGGGCGUUCCGGCCAUCCUGCUGCAUUUGAGCUUUCCCGACAACUUUCCGUUCGCCCCGCCGUUCAUGCGUGUCGUGGAGCCGCGCAUCGAGAAGGGCUAUGUGAUGGAGGGCGGGGCUAUUUGCAUGGAGCUACUAACGCCCCGCGGAUGGGCCAGUGCAUAUACGGUGGAAGCGGUCAUCAUGCAGUUCGCUGCCAGCGUUGUCAAGGGUCAGGGGCGUAUAACGCGCAAGCCAAAGAAUGCUAAGGAGUUUACUCGUCGCCAGGCCGAAGAGUCGUUCCGUUCGCUGGUAAAGACACACGAAAAGUACGGAUGGGUGACACCAGCUUUGGCCGAUGGCUAAGUACAAAGUCUUACCAAGAUUCCAGAUACCAGAACCGCGAUGUAACUACGCUCAGAUGCUCUGCGUUUGCCAAGUCAACACAAGAACAACCAAUGCAAUUUAAUAUUCAGUCGUCGCUCAUAGAAAUGCUUCACCCAUCAUUACAUAUUUACAAUCAUCAUCGGUUGCGAUAGAUCCUCUCUCCCCCCAACCCGUGGGACAUAGUUCUUAGAAAAGUAACGAACGAUUUCAAUUGCUAAACCA